AUGAGUCCCCGAUACAUCCUCUACAUCCACCUGGUCAUGAACGACAUCAUCCUAUUGACCAUUUUGACUCUCAUUCAGGUGUUGAGCUACAUUGUUUACACUCUGAACGUGUCCCUGUGCAUCCUGCUGGUUCUGUUGGGCAUGGCUGCUAACUUUAACAACCCCAUGACUCUGGCAGUUAUGGCUCUCGAAUGCUUCGUUGCAGUCUGCUACCCUUUGCGACACUCCCAUAUAUGCCAAAGGGGAAAGCACCCCGCGAGUUACGGCCACAUGCGGGCCGUAGGGCACCUAGACAUGGCUGGCGACAGUGGGAACACCGCUGGCCCACGACGUCUGUCCUCCGCCGGACGAGACAUGCACGGACGGGCAAUAGCAGAGGCGGAACAAGAUUAUGCUUUCGGUAGCAAAACAAUAUAA
This is a messenger RNA of Knipowitschia caucasica, 417 nucleotides long. Lineage: Eukaryota; Metazoa; Chordata; Actinopteri; Gobiiformes; Gobiidae. The record is from the annotation of a GenBank genome assembly.